AUGCCCCCUGUGCUAGGACCAUAUCCAGUCCUCGCGCUCGGGGAGAACGCAGAUUCAACACGCGAUGCGGGAUACACGACGCGUUCGACCGUGAUCCCGGUAGAAGAGCCGUGUUCUAUCCUCGACAGCCAGGAUGCCAGACGACCUGGUCAACACAGUCCCCCCACCGGCGACAGUGCCACACCACAAGACGCAACCCCAAGCACCAGAUACGAGACGGCGGGUAUGAUGGCGGUCGUACUCUUAGAUAGUGCUUGUUCUACGACGUACAGCUAUGUCGAAUAUCACGCUGUACUUGUCUGGCACAGUAAAAGCGACGAAUAUGAUAGAUUCGAAAUCCUCUUCAGCCUCCGCGUGAAGCAGAAUACUCCGGAAAUAUGUCACUCCCCCGACAUCUGUACUGCUCUAGCCACCAUUUCCGAGAAAGACAUGGUUCGCCGCACCUUGACGCCACAGCCGGGCACUCAACGUACCAGAAAGAGAAGGCAGAGACGAAAGAAGUGCCAAAUCUCCAGGCCGCCUGCAGUCGAGGAGUCUGGGGAUAAACAGCAUGUCUCGGUCGUGGAAGACAAGACUUCAUACGCGCCACAGCAGUUCCCAAAUUCCAUGCAGCAUGAAAUGAGCGCCUGGCCAUCAACCAUACGAAUAUCGGAUCUGUUUGAUCCCUGGGCCCACUGGGCAAGAGCAUGGUCAUCCACAGGCACUAUCUAUCAAUCGCGAAUCUGCAUACAAGCCAAGGGCAGGCCCGGCACAGGGGUCUUCGUUAACAUGAUUAUGCCGGUAGCCUGCGCUACUUCACUGAUGCCAAUCAAUAUACCUUGCGACUCUGAAACGGAGUUUCGUUUAUCAUUCGAUGAAACAGCGAGGAUCUGUCGCCCGGGCACGGAGCUCAUCAACACAAUGAGGCAAAUCACUGCGCUAUACGUGGAGUCGUCCAAGUCGCGAUACCAGGGAGAUGAGCAAGACUUUGUUAUUCUACUUGUUCCAGAUCAGCCUCAUGGCACGCUUGGCCAUUGGCUAAAUGUAAAUUCAGGGUCAGAGCCGGCCCUCCAGGUUCACGCCCGGGGGAUCUCAACAGAUAACAUGGGCAUCGUGCAUGAUAGCACGCGCUUCAACAAGCCACUUAUUUUCAGGCAAUGGGUGCUCUCCCCGGCUGGCAGCAAUCUGGACCUUAGGAUGGAAUGUGAGCAGCUGGCCGGCUCACGACGUCAGUUGUGCAGGAGCCCUGAUGAGGACCUACUGCCACCCGCUCGUGCUAAGUCCACGGUAGUCUCUGCGCAGACGUGUACAGUUGACAGGCUCCCCUUUACGCAAAGUAUAUUUGGCCUAUUCAUGCCCGCCCUUUUGGAUACACUCGAGAGACGUCUGGUCGCAGCACGACUGUGCGAAACUAUUCUGGGCGGCAUUCAAUUCGAAACACUUGACCAUGUGGUCACUGCCUUGACGACUCCAUACGCCACACCGCGUUCGAACUACCAACGAUAUGAAUUCUUUGGAGACUCCGUUCUGAAACACCUCAUAUCCUGUCAGGUUUUCUUCCUGCACGGCAAUUGGCAGGAGCACGAACUCACCAGAUCUCGCGAUCAGCUUGUCCAAAACCAUAGGCUUACGAGGGCUGCUCUCAGGAUUGGCCUGGAUGCAUUCAUUAUUGACCGCAGGACAAGCCUUCGAAGAUACACUGUUCCACUAAUCUCUGAGAAAUCUCAGCACGUCCCCCGAGGAAGGGAUGUCUCGUCGAAAGCCCUGGCAGAUGUCAUUGAGGCGCUCAUAGGAGCGGCAUAUGUAGACGGCGGCCUUGUACUCGCACAGCAAUGCAUCAAGCGACUCCUUCCUGAGAUAGCCCUACAGUCUCUACCCCCUUGUCUCUCUUUCCGGCCUCGACUCCAUUCCAUCCCUGAGCACGGUGUUGACCAUAUCCUGAAACGGGCCCUUGGGUAUACAUUCAGAAAUGAGACGCUGUUAGAGGAAGCCCUAACCCAUCCCUCAUGCGGCCAUCCCUCCACCACCGGGAACUACCAGAGACUAGAAUUUCUAGGAGAUGCCGUGCUAGACAUGGUGGCCGUGGACCACUUCGUGCGCCAUUCAACAGAAAUACCACAAGGGCAAAUGACGCUCAUCAAGCACGCGGUGUGCAACGGAAACCUCCUCGCAUUUUUCUGCCUAGAGAUGGGGCUCUGGCGGUUUAUGCUCUUCAAAAACCCUAGCAUAAAAACAUCCCAAGACAGCGUCUUCAAACGCUAUCUCUCCCUCCGUGGCCAGAUCAGCCAAAGUAUCAAGCAAGGCACCCAGUACCCAUGGCAGGACCUCAGCGAACUAAACCCAGAUAAACACUUCUCAGAUGUGAUAGAGAGCCUGCUCGGCGCGAUCUUCGUGGACUCGGGCUGCGAUCUAUCUGCCUGUGAAAUGUUUCUCGAGCGUAUUUGCUGGUCGAGGUAUCUGCAGCGUAUUCUUGAUGUCGCGAUGGAUGUCACGCACCCGAAGAACGCGGUGCAGAUGCUGUCCAAGUCGCUCGCGGUUUUCAGCAUUACUCGUUCGAAGAAAGAGGAUGGCGAAGCUGCCUAUGACUGUGCGGUUCAUGUUCGUGAUACUCAGAUUGCGAUCGUUGGUGGUUGCUCGUGUCGCGCGGAGGCAGAAGUGAAAGCAUCAAAUGUGGCCAUGGGGCUUUUGCAGAAUAUUACGCUGGACUCGCUCAUAUCUGGAUAA
Aspergillus puulaauensis is the source of this 2703-nucleotide messenger RNA. RefSeq names its product ribonuclease III domain-containing protein. The transcript is spliced from 3 exons. Gene Ontology annotation, cellular component: RISC complex; cytoplasm; nucleus. Gene Ontology annotation, molecular function: RNA binding; ribonuclease III activity. Gene Ontology annotation, biological process: siRNA processing. The record is from RefSeq and is a predicted model, not a curated record. Bases 1 to 2703 code for a protein of 900 amino acids. NCBI's taxonomy places the organism in Eukaryota, Fungi, Ascomycota, Eurotiomycetes, Eurotiales, Aspergillaceae.